Molecule: messenger RNA, 2142 nt
Organism: Sphenostylis stenocarpa
Lineage: Eukaryota; Viridiplantae; Streptophyta; Magnoliopsida; Fabales; Fabaceae
Source: the annotation of a GenBank genome assembly
AUGGCACUUAAAGUUCCUGCUAAUGUAGCUGCUGAGAUUGCAAUUGGGUCCAUCGGUCGUGGUUAUGAUAUAUCCACAGAUAUAAGGCUUAAAUAUUGUAAAGGAGAUUCCAUAAAUUCACGUUUAAUCGAGAUAGAUGAAAAUGAUGUACGAGAGGUGGUGCUACCUGGUGGAGUUUCAAUACCAAAUGUUUCCAAAUCAAUUAAAUGUGAUAAAGGGGAACGCACUCGGUUCAGGUCCGAUGUUCUGUCUUUCCAACAGAUGUCGGAGCAAUUCAAUCAGGAGUUAUCUUUGACUGGCAAAAUUCCAUCAGGGCUUUUCAAUACAAUGUUUGAAUUUUCUGGGAGUUGGCAGAGAGAUGCAGCCCUUACAAAGUCCCUUGCUUUCGAUGGGGUGUUAAUUACACUAUAUACUGUUGCAUUAGAGAAGUCUCAAAUGGUCCUCUGUGAUCACGUUAAAAAAGCUGUACCAUCAUCAUGGGAUCCACCUGCUUUAGCAAGUUUUGACCUUUUCGUCAGUUCUUGGAACUAUGGAUACCUUCUGAGCUCUAACUCUGGCCAACUGUUCCUAUUCACAAUGCUCAGGUUUAUUGAUACCUUUGGCACCCAUAUAAUUGUUGGUAUGAAAAUUGGGGGAAAAGAUGUAAUAUAUUUGAAGCAGCAACACUCAUCAACCCUUCAACCUGCUGAUGUUCAGAAAAAAUUGAAAGAGAUUGCAGAUAGGAGGUUUCUAGAUGCCAACGGCCACUAUACCAUUGCUUCUGAUCAAGUUUUCCCAAAUGACAAGUUUGGAAUCAGGGACCAAAGGCUAACGUUUGCUAAUAUUAGUCCAUCAAGUUCUUAUUCACAUAAGGAGGAUAUUGUAAGUAUUUGCAAGAGGAGGGGUGGGAGUGAUGACAGAAAUCUAUCCCACAAUGAGUGGUUACAAACUGUUCAGCAUGAGCCUGAUGUGAUCUCAAUGUCGUUCAUUCCAAUUACAUCUCUAUUGAAUGGAGUGCCAGGGAGUGGAUUCUUGAGCCAUGCCAUAAACCUUUAUUUACGAUACAAACCACCAAUUCAAGAGCUCCACCAAUUCUUGGAGUUCCAGCUGCCAAGGCAGUGGGCACCUGUAUUCAGUGAUCUUCCACUUGGUCCACAACGAAAGCAACGGAGUUCUGCAUCUUUACAGUUUAGCUUCAUGGGCCCCAAGCUUUACGUUAACAUCACACAGGUUGACGUAGGUAAGAGGCCAGUGACUGGUCUCCGACUGUAUCUUGAAGGUAAGAAAAGCAAUCGGUUAGCCAUCCAUUUGCAACACCUUUCAUCACUUCCAAAAAUCUUCCAGCUUGAAGAUGAUCCGAAUGAUAACUUUCAGCGGAAGUCUUACGAUAGAAGAUUCUAUGAGAAGGUUCAAUGGAAGAAUUUCUCUCAUGUGUGCACUGCUCCUGUGGAAUCUGAGGAGGAUCUUUCAAUUGUAACCGGAGCACAAUUGCAAGUUGAGAAUUAUGGCAUAAAAAAUAUACUCUUCCUAAGACUUCGAUUCUCAACUGUGCUAGGAGCUAAAGCAGUGAAGUAUCAGUGGGAGGGAUCACCCAAGUUGGGAGCCAAGUCAGGACUGAUAUCCACUUUAAUUAGCCAACACUUCACAGCAACAUUUCAGAAGCCUCCUCCGCGGCCAGCAGAUGUUAAUAUAAAUUCUGCUGUCUAUCCAGGAGGCCCUCCUGUUCCUGUCCAAGCUCCCAAGCUUCUCAAAUUUGUUGACACAACUGAGAUGACCAGAGGACCAGAAGAGUCUCCGGGCUAUUGGGUUGUCUCUGGAGCAAAGCUUGUCGUUGAUAAGGGCAGAAUUUCUCUCCGAGUGAAGUGUGGUAGGUUGGGAAAUAAGAAGGGAGAGGAUGCUACUAGUUAUGAACAAGAAAAAUUGCUUCGUUUUUGCUAUGCUAAUCAGGGAGGCUUUCUUGCAGAGAUAGAGAAGGCUUUCUUGCAGGGAGGCUUUCCCUAUUUGAGUCCACUUUUUUCCAGCAGAAACUUGGAGCUUAUGGGAGCGCUUAUUAAUAGGAGACAAACCCUUCAUGAUGAUAUCAAGGAGAUGGCGAAAAAUGAUGGAUACAGACCGGAAUAUGGCUGGUAUAUCUCUGAAGUAUUUGAGAAUGUUCUAGACUAA